UUACAAGGUCCCCAUAAUAUGUACCCCCCGAAAGUUCAAGUUACAGGUCGCUCUUUAUUAUAUCUAUUUAACCAUGUGUUGAUAUAUUCAACUCUAAAUGAAGAGAUGCUUUAAAAUUUCCCUUGUUUUUGAAACUUUCCUACAAAAUGAUAUUUUGGUUAAGUGUUAUCUUUUGUUUUAUUACAUUUGCUUCCUCAACUCCACCUGAUGAUCCGGUCAAGUGUGAGUCCGGAAAUACAAUAUGCACGGUAACGAAUUCGUAUGGAGCAUUUCCCGACCGCUCUAUAUGCGAAGCUGCAAAGGUGGAAUACCCAAAAACCGAGGCUGAGCUUGUCUCUGUGGUGGCUGCAGCCACUAGAGCCGCCCAAAAAAUGCGGGCCGUGACUCGGUACUCUCACAGCAUUCCCAAGCUCGUGUGCACUGAUGGCAAAGACGGGAUUCUCAUAAGCACCAAAUUUCUUAACCACGUGGUCCGAACAGACCCGGAAGCCAAGACUUUGACGGUUGAGAGCGGCGUGACACUGAGGCAACUGAUAGAAGAAGCGGCCAAAAUGGACCUGGCUUUGCCAUACGCACCGUACUGGUGGGGACUAACGGUUGGAGGGAUGAUGGGCACGGGUGCUCACGGUAGCUCGCUGUGGGGUAAAGGAAGUUCGGUUCAUGAUUACGUGACCGAGAUAAGAAUGGUGAGUCCCGGUUCGGUUUCUGAAGGGUAUGUGAAGGUUCGGGUUCUAAGUGAGACUAUGAAUCCUGAAGAAUUCAACGCAGCCAAAGUUUCUUUAGGAGUUCUUGGUGUUAUAUCUCAGGUAACUUUCGAACUGCAACCAAUGUUCAAGAGAUCAUUAACGUAUGUUAUGAGAAGCGAUUCAGAUUUUGGAGAUCAAGCCGUGACAUUUGGGGAAGAGCACGAGUUUGCUGAUUUCUUAUGGUUACCGAGCCAAGGCAAAGUGGUGUAUCGAAUAGAUGACCGAGUUCCUUUGAACACUUCCGGCAAUGGCUUGUUCGAUUUUUUCCCAUUCCGUCCACAACUCUCUGCGGCGUUAGCCGUCGUCAGAUCAAUAGAGGAGAGCGAAGAGGCAUUCGCAGAUGUAAACAAUAAAUGUGUGAGAGGAGAGCAAAUAUCGUCAUUUUUGUUUUCAAUUGCUUAUGGUGUGUGUAACAAUGGCUUUUUAUUUACAGGCUACCCGGUUAUUGGAAGACAAGACCGUAUGAUGUCGUCCGGUGCGUGUUUAGACAGCCAUCAAGAUGGCCUGAUCACGGCUUGUCCGUGGGAUCCACGCAUAAACGGCGAGUUUUUUCACCAAACAACAUUCAGUGUCCCUCUCACACAUGUCAAAGAAUUCAUCAACAACAUCAAAGCCCUUGUGAAGAUCGAACCAAAAUCUCUAUGUGUCCUUGAAGACAGCAACGGUGUUCUAAUGCGCUAUGUCACAUCCUCUCCCGCUUUUCUUGGGAAAGAGGAGAAAGCUUUAGACUUCGACCUAACUUACUACCGAAGCAAAGAUGAUCCCUUGACUCCGCGUCUCUACGAGGAUUUCAUUGAAGAGAUCGAGCAAAUGGCGAUAUUUAAAUAUAACGCGUUGCCACAUUGGGGGAAGAAUAGGAACAUAGCGUUUGAUGGCGUGAUUAGAAAGUACAAGAACGCAAACGCCUUUUUGAAAGUAAAAGAAAGGUUCGAUCCUUCAGGGUUGUUUUCGACAGAAUGGACCGAUCAGAUUCUAGGUUUAAAAGGAAACGUCACAAUUGUGAAAGAAGGAUGUGCAUUAGAGGGACUGUGUAUUUGUUCGGAAGAUUCUCAUUGUGCACCGACUAAAGGUUAUUUAUGUCGACCAGGUAUCACAGUUUUGAUGGGAUGUCCGUAUUCUAUCGACAAGAAGCUUCCAGCUCCGCGAACACCAUCCGAAGGUUGUUGCACUCUUGUACGAACCAUUGGUAUGAAGUGUGUAUGCGAAGUCAUCACUAAGGGAAUGGAAGCCACCAUUGAUAUGCAAAAGCUAGUCAAUGUCGCUGCUGCUUGUGGUCGUCCCCUUGCUCCCGGUUCUCAAUGCGGAAGUUACCGAGUUCCUGGUGCAUGAUUGGGUUAAAAAAAUAAGUGCAUAAGUUGCAUGCAUGUUGUAAACUUAAAAGUUAAAACCGCUCCUAUUUUCUAAAAAGUAUUGUUUUUUUACUAAAAGCUUUUCUAAAAACUAUUGUUGGCGUUGCUUAGCCCAUCUUUAAAAAUAUGUUGCCAGAAACAUACCCCAUAUCAAAU
This is a messenger RNA of Eruca vesicaria subsp. sativa (arugula), 2251 nucleotides long. The record is from the annotation of a GenBank genome assembly. Lineage: Eukaryota; Viridiplantae; Streptophyta; Magnoliopsida; Brassicales; Brassicaceae.